Pan troglodytes (chimpanzee) is the source of this 3190-nucleotide messenger RNA. RefSeq names its product leucine rich repeat containing 24 (gene LRRC24). The transcript is spliced from 3 exons. Lineage: Eukaryota; Metazoa; Chordata; Mammalia; Primates; Hominidae. Gene Ontology annotation, molecular function: protein binding. The record is from RefSeq and is a predicted model, not a curated record. Bases 1094 to 2731 code for a protein of 545 amino acids.
GGCCAGAUGAGGCUGGGAGACAGGACACCUGCAGCCCUGUUUUCCCUGGCUUCGGGUGGGCUGGCUGGCUUAGCCCAGAUCCCUACUUUUAAAACUGGGCUCCUUGUUCCUGAAACCAGACCCCAGCCUUCCCAUUUCUUUACAAGUACAUGCAUAUGGUCCCCCAGCAAACUCCCUGCUCCUUGCUGAUCUCAGAGGUCACGCUGCUCCCAGAGCCCACUUGGGAAGCCACACCAGAAACCCAGUUGGUGGCCCAAGGCGUCCCCUGUCCCACCCCAGCUUUCCCAGGGCCCCAUCUAUCCCCAAAGACAGGACACCUUUCUGGGGACCGGCAUGGGAAGCACAGACCCAUGGCUCCUGAACCGAAUUUCCUAUUAUUUUUCUCAUCCCCCAAUUCUCUGACAGGUUACCUGAGAAAAAGGCCCAAUUGUAGUUAAGCUGGUCCCACCCCUAGGCCAGCAGGAGCAGGUGCUAGACAAAGCUGUGCCUUGACUUCCCUGGGGCUCGUAGCUCCUCUGAGGCCAGCUCUGCCCAGGCCCCCACAAGGAGGCGUGUCUGCCCAGGGCCUGCUCUCCCCCUCCUAGCCAUGCUUGGGUAAUGGGACCCCGGGCUUUGUCACCUAAGCAAAGUUCUCAAGCCAUACCCUGUACUUCCAGCUUCUUGCACCCUAGAACCAAGCAGCAGCCACUUGCCUGGGGGUAGAGUCGGGGGCAGCAAGCGACACACAUCCACGUCCUGAGCAGGAAGCUCCUGACCUGCUGGGCAUGGGUGGAGAAAGAGAAGGUGACAGGGUUGGGUGGCUCUCCCUACAUGGUCACAUCCUGUGAAGAAACUGAGGACACCAGGAAUUCUAAAUUUGAACCUGAUGCCCCAGAGCUUUAAGAAAAUGUUUUUGUCAAAGGAGAAAACCAGAACGUUUUAUUAGUUUCUUGAACCGAUUUAUAGCGUCAAAAGUUAGACGCAGGUGCAGGCCUCCAUUCCAUCUAUUGGCUGGCUCUCGACUGCCGAGACUGGCCUGCCAACCUGUGUUUCAGGAGGGCACGCGUCUGCGGCUGAACCGCGGAAGGGCCGGUGAGGAACCGGGCCUCGGGAGAUGGCCCUGAGGGCCCCCGCACUGCUGCCGCUGCUGCUGCUACUACUGCCGCUCCGCGCCGCCGGCUGCCCAGCAGCCUGCCGCUGCUACAGCGCCACGGUGGAGUGUGGCGCCCUGCGGUUGCGCGUCGUCCCGCUGGGAAUCCCGCCAGGGACGCAGGUGGGCACCGUGUGGAGCUGCGGGAGGACGGGGUGCCCCCAGGGAGAGGAAGACCCCCGCAGCGGGGUAAGCGCCUCCUCUUUCCCCGGCCUGCAGACACUCUUCCUGCAGGACAACAACAUCGCCCGCCUAGAGCCGGGAGCCCUGGCGCCACUCGACGCUCUGCGCCGGCUCUACCUGCACAACAACAGCCUGCGCGCCCUGGAGGCCGGCGCCUUCCGCGCGCAGCCGCGCCUGCUGGAGCUGGCGCUCACUAGCAACCGGCUGCGCGGCUUGCGCAGCGGCGCCUUCGUAGGCCUGGCCCAGCUGCGCGUGCUCUACCUGGCGGGCAACCAGCUGGCGCGGCUGCUGGAUUUCACCUUCUUGCACCUGCCGCGACUGCAGGAGCUUCACCUGCAAGAAAACAGCAUUGAGCUGCUGGAGGACCAGGCUCUAGCGGGGCUGUCCUCCCUAGCACUGCUGGACCUCAGCAGGAACCAGCUGGGCACCAUCAGCCGAGAGGCCCUGCAGCCCCUGGCCAGUCUGCAAGUCCUGCGCCUCACAGAGAACCCAUGGCGCUGUGACUGCGCCCUGCACUGGCUGGGUGCCUGGAUCAAGGAGGGCGGCCAGCGGCUGCUCACCUCCAGGGACAGGAAGAUCAUGUGUGCAGAGCCCCCGCGCCUGGCGCUCCAGAGUCUCCUGGACGUAUCCCACAGCAGCCUCAUCUGCAUUCCGCCCUCUGUCCACGUGCAGCCGCUGGAGCUCACAGCCAACCUGGGUGAGGACCUGCGGGUUGCCUGCCAAGCCUCCGGCUACCCGCAGCCAUUGGUGACCUGGAGAAAGGUGCCCCAGCCUCGCGAGGGCCGGCCGCGAGCCCAGGCCCAGCUAGAAGGCGGGUUGCUGGGCCUGGGCGGACACUCGGCAUCCGACACGGGCAGCGGCAUGCUCUUCCUCAGCAACAUCACGCUGGCGCACGCCGGUAAGUACGAGUGCGAGGCCUCCAACGCCGGCGGCGCUGCCCGCGUGCCCUUCCGGCUCCUGGUCAACGCGUCCCGGCAGCAACCGCAGCAGCCCGCGCAACCGCCGCCUCCGGCCGCCCGCCCCGCCGGCAGCGAGCCCCGGCCCGAGGCGGGCAGCAUGGCCUUCCGCGCCCUGGGCCUGGCCACGCAGACGGCCGUUGCGGCGGCCAUCGCGCUGCUGGCGCUCACGGCGCUGCUCCUGGUCGCCAUGAUCUGUCGCCGGCGCCGCAGGCGAAAAAAGGCGCGGGGGCCUCCGGGGGAGGGCGCGGUGUUCGUCAACGACUACUUGGACGGCCCCUGUACGUUCGCACAGCUAGAGGAGCUCCGCGACGAGCGCGGCCACGAGAUGUUCGUCAUCAACCGCUCCAAGCCGCUCUUCGCCGAGGGUCCGGCGGAGGCGCCCGCGGACUGCGGACAGGCAGAGGGGGCGGGGCCGGGGCUCCGCGUGCCCCCGCCGGUCGCCUACGAGAUCCACUGCUAGGGCCGCGGGCGCGCGGAUGACGUGGGCGCCGGAGAUUGGCCGGUGCGGCCUCACGCAUGCUCCGUCAGUAAAGGUGGAAGCCGCGCAGUGUGCGCUGAGCCUGUGUGUGGGGCGCGAGCCGGGAACGUUGCACUCGGGAAUCCUGGGGUAGCAAUGGAAGGUGGCCAGGGAGGCCCCAACACCUCCCUUGAAGCUCUUCCGAAAAGACAUCACCCCAACCUCCAGCUCUGCAUGGGGGGGUCCCUCGCUGGCCCUGGCCGGCCACAGUAGGAUCUUGGGCCUCCGAAAGGUGGGAAGAGCAAGGACUGGCCGGCAGUGCCGACGGGGCUGCCCCGCGAAGGGCGGGGCGACAGGCUGGAUGGCAGUUGUUGCCCGGUGGCCAUGUUGGGGGUGACAGCAGAGAUAAGGAUAAGGGUGACCAACGUGGACAGAAAAAAAAACAGCCACAAAUUCAACUUC